Messenger RNA from Daucus carota subsp. sativus, 1394 nucleotides. RefSeq lists its product as uncharacterized. NCBI's taxonomy places the organism in Eukaryota, Viridiplantae, Streptophyta, Magnoliopsida, Apiales, Apiaceae. The record is from RefSeq and is a predicted model, not a curated record. Gene Ontology annotation, molecular function: thiolester hydrolase activity. The transcript has 12 exons. Gene Ontology annotation, cellular component: intracellular membrane-bounded organelle. Bases 178 to 1143 code for a protein of 321 amino acids.
AGUUCAGACUUCAAACGUAAGUAAACAUAAUUGCAAGUAGAUACAGUUGUUGAGUGUUUGUGUUGAUUAAAAGCGGUCAGUAUCUGAUCCGACCCGUUUAUCCCAUGUAUUCUGCAACCUUAACUUACACUUGUUGCAGGAGAAAUACAAGAAUCUAGAGCCCUGAAUUCAGCAGAUAUGCCUACUUAUAAUCUUGUUGUUUUGUUGAUCACCAACAUAAUAUUCUUCACUCUUUUUUCAAUCUCAUCAUCUCUUCCUUUCAUUGUACUCCAUGGAAUUGGAGACAAAUGUACCCACAAAGGGAUUUCAAGUUUUACCGAACAACUAAGUGACUGGUCUAAAUCUGAUGGAUAUUGCUUGGAAAUUGGAGAUGGAAGCUGGGAUUCUUGGUUUAUGCCUCUACAAGAUCAGGCUCAAAUCGUCUGCGACAAGGUGAAGGAAAACAAAAAACUAAGCAAGGGUUACAACAUAGUUGGUCUCUCUCAGGGUAACUUAAUAGGUCGAGCUGUCGUGGAAUUUUGUGAGGGUGGACCCUCUGUUAAGAACCUGAUAUCGUUGGGAGGGCCUCAUGCUGGUACUGCUUCUGUUCCACUUUGCGGAACAGGUAUAUUCUGUAUAUUGGCCGACAACUUGAUAAAAUCAGAGGUCUACAGCGACUAUGUGCAAGCUCACUUGGCUCCGGCUGGUUACCUUAAACUACCAAAUGACAUUCCUGACUAUUUAGAGCAUUGUACCUUCCUGCCAAGGCUCAAUAAUGAAAUCCCUGAAGAUAGGAACUCUACAUACAAAGAGAGGUUUUCAAGUUUACAGAAUCUGGUGUUGAUCAUGCAUGAAGACGACACUGUGUUGAUUCCGAAGGAAACUGCCUGGUUUGGGUAUUAUCCCGAUGGAGCAUUCAAGCCAGUCUUGCCUCCACAGCAGACUCAGCUCUACCAAGAGGAUUGGAUUGGUUUGAGAGCACUGGAUGAAGCUGGCCGGGUUAAGUACAUCAGUGUUUCAGGAAAUCAUCUUGCGAUUUCUUACGAGGACAUGAAAAAAUACAUUGUCCCUUACUUGGAAGAGGGAGCAUCAACUCAAAGUGUAGGGACAGGAAGCAACAUGAAGAAAACUGCUAUGCACCAGCGCUUGAGGGAAGCAUGGUAAGAGGGACUAUUAAUAUUUCACAGGUUCCUUUUUACUGAAUUCGAAAACUUCACCUUGCGACAUCCUAGUUAAGUUAAUAUAAGAUGUCCAAGCUCAAUGGAUGGCUUGUUAUCUACCUUAUUCUUUUGAAACUAUUCUACAAAAUCUCAUACAUAAUUAAGUGUACAUGAUGUGUGUUGUAGAUACUAUAUAUAUGAAUUUACAUUAAAUUUGGUUAGCCUAUAUAAAAUUUGACUUGUGUUGAGCUUUCA